AUGGUACCAUAUUUCAUUAAAUCGAAGCUGCUGUGCAUUGUCAGAUACAUCCUGAUUGUAGAGAUGUUAAUAUGCAUCUUAGACUUGGUGAAAUACAGCACAAGAGUUUUCCUUUUUAAAUUCCAGAUUACUGUCUUGGACGCAAAACGGAGCAUGAACAUUGGGAUAUUUCUUAAGCAAUUUAAGAAGUCUCCUCAGUCCAUUGUCGAAGAUAUUCAUCAAGGAAAGAGUGAACAUUACGGAUCAGAGACCUUGCGAGAAUUUCUUAAGCUUUUGCCGGAGUCAGAGGAGAUAAAGAAAUUGAAAACAUUUAGUGGAGAUGUGUCCAAGCUGUCCCUGGCAGACUCCUUUCUACACUACUUGAUUCAGGUGCCAAACUAUUCACUUCGGAUUGAAGCCAUGGUGCUAAAGAAGGAAUUUUUACCUUCUUGUUCUUCUCUGUACACAGACAUAACAAUUCUGAGAACUGCUACAAAAGAGCUGAUGUUGUGUGAGGAGCUACAUUCAAUAUUACACUUGGUGCUACAGGCGGGGAAUAUCAUGAAUGCAGGAGGGUAUGCUGGCAAUGCAGUAGGAUUUAAACUGUCUUCUUUGCUCAAAUUGGCAGACACAAAAGCAAACAAACCUGGGAUGAAUCUUCUGCACUUUGUUGCACAGGAAGCCCAAAAGAAAGAUGCCAUUCUUCUAAACUUUUCUGAAAAAUUGCAUCACGUUCAGGAGGCUGCUAGAUUAUCUCUGGAUAACACGGAGGCAGAACUGCACUCGCUCUUUAACAGGACGAGAUCUCUGAGGGAAAACAUUCAGCGGGAUGGUGAACUUUGUCAGCAGAUGGAAGAUUUCCUUCAGUUUGCUGUGGAAAAGCUGACAGAACUGGAGCGCUGGAAACAAGAGCUCCAGGACGAGGCCCACACCCUUAUAGAUUUUUUCUGCGAAGACAAAGAAACCAUGAAACUGGACGAGUGCCUUCAGAUAUUUAGAGACUUCUGUAUCAAAUUCAACAAAGCCGUUCAGGACAACCACGACCGGGCGGUGCAGGAGCUGAGGCGGCUGCAGAGGCUGAAGGAGCUGGAGCAGAAGCGUCGCUCCCGGGCAGCUGGGGAGCUUGGGGGAUUCUGCCGGAGCAGCAGUGAGAAUGACGUGGAGCAGCUGACCAAGAAGGGCGUGGAGGACCUGCCGCCCUUCCUGCAGCCCCGGCCUGUCAGCCCUUCCUACCGACCUCCUAACACCCGGCGCUCCCGCCUUUCCCUGGGCGCUUUCGCCGACCGGGAGCUGCUGACCUUCCUGGAGAGUUCCACCGGCAGCCCCGAGGAGCCCAGCAAAUUCAACAGCUUGCCCCGGAGCAGCCCGCGGCAGGCCCGGCCCACGCUGGCCUGGAUGGAGCCUGGGGACCCGAGAGCCCAGGACCCCAGCCGAGCACAUAGACCUCAGGCCUCAGAGGGCCAGGUGGGGGCCUCCGAGCCACCCUCAUCUUGGCAGAGCCAGCAGCUCCCGGCCCCCAGGCCUGAGGACCCUAUGCCCCCCUUCCCCCGAGUUCGGCGCAGUGGGGUGGGCAUCCUCCGAAAGAGGAAUAGCGAGCCUGUGGGCUUGGGCCCGGCCCGGUCCCCUCCACUCUCGCCAUUGGCUCUGGGGAUUAAGGAGCACGAGCUGGUGACAGGGCUGGCUCAGUUCGACCUCCAGGGAUCCAAGGGCCCAGAGGAGGCGCCCCGGUUGACCCUGAAUAAUGACCUCAGCCCCAUGGAGCCGGUGUCUCUGGGGGAUGGGAGCGUGCAGUCCCUCGGUGCCAGCCACGGCGGCCCGAUGCCUGUGGGCACAGGGGCCCGGGGCGGUCUCAGCCCAGCCCUGGAGGGGGACGGGGCUGCCCCUGAGGAACCCAGUGGCAAGGCUCUAGUAUCUGUGGGCAGCAGCGACCAUGAGAGCAAAGACCCCGGGCCUCUGUUCUACAUCUCCGACGCCACCGACUGCUCGCUGACCCUGGACUGCUCGGAGCUGGGGGAGGGGGGCGGGGGGGAUGGCUCCCUGUCCUCUGGGGCUGGGGAGACAGGCAGCCAGGUCUCCUCUCACCCCACUUCCAGCCCCCUUGGGGAGGCUUCUGCUCCAGUCUCUGGGAAGAGCCAGCCCUCCUGCAAGGACAGCCUUCCUCGGGACAGACCCGCCAAAGGGAAGGAUGCGACAGCACCGAAGAGAAGCGCCCUCAAGGAGGCGUCGCAGGGGGCCUCCAAGCCCGCCACUGUCCGGCGGAGCCAGGGGGCGGCGCCCAAGCCCGUGCGGACCUUGACCGCCUCCGAGAGUGAGAGCAUGCGCAAAGUCGUGCCCAUCUCCAGAAGCCGGGGCUCGGUGGGCUGGAAGCGGCCCCCUCGGGAGACCCCCAGCGGCACAGACGCGCCGUGGUCGCGCCGGAGCUCCGUGCGGGGGACCUCGGACGUGUCGCCCAAGCAGUCCUCAACGGGGGCUGUGGCGGGGGCCACGGUGGCGGAGGAGCAGAGGCUGGGUAGGGUAAGCGGCGGCUCCGGCAGCGCCAGGUCAGGGAAGGAGCCCCCCCUGCAGCAGAGGGGCUCUCUCAAGAAGCCCAGCGCCAAGCCUCUCAGGAACGUCCCCAGACAGAAGCCCGAUGAAAACAAGAUCUGCCGCUCCAACUCCCAGGACCCUGAGAGCCCUGAAGAGGAGCCCAAGGCCCCGCCGGCCCCCAGCGUCCCCCGUGUCCCGCCUCCCGUGCCGAGCUUUGCCCGAAACACAGUUGCCUCCUCCUCUCGGUUCACGAGAACAGAUUCCUCUCCUGUGGCCAAAGCCCCCGGCAUCACUCGGACUGUUUCCCAGCGUCAGCUGAGGCCGAAGGGUGGCCCCGAGGAUGCUGCCCCCAAGGACAGCAGCACCCUGCGGCGGGCCAGUAGCGCCCGGACCCCCCAAAAGUGUCCAGAGUCUGCUGGGGCUUCCAGUGCCAACACAGAGGCCCCUGUGAAGGGCCGAGGGGCUGGGGAAAGGGCCUCCCUCAGACUGAAAAACUCCGAUCGGACCACGCUAGGGAAAAUGCUCGAUCCCUUACGGAAGUGAAGUCAGAUUGUGAGGACUGACUCCUGUGAAGAAGGGCCAGCUCCGAAUGUCUGUUCCGCAUAAAGUGGUCCACGGGUGCCCCACUAAUGCUCAACGUCACUGAAGGUGCCCGUGCGGAAGGCCUGUGGACUGUCCCCUGCUGAGCUGACAACUACUGUAAAGUCCCAAGUCUGGGCGGAUGCCUCCCUCGCACACCCUGGAGGAACCCCCUCCCAAAGCAGAGACCCCACAAAAAUGCAGAUGUGCAAGCUGACAGUCUUACCUACGGAGUUAAAAAAAACAAAAGAAUUUUGGCCAGUUUUUAUAUGUCAAACUUAUUUUUCAAUAUUACACAAAUUAAGUAGUUUGUUCCUUUUGCAGAAUGAAAUGCCUCCCAGGAAAAGGAGACAAAACCCUUAACCUGAAGACUUUAUUUUCCUGUGUUCCCUGGCCUCAUGGUUCCACCUGCCCACACACCGGCCAUUGCUGGCAACUGGACUUCUGCGCAAGCCCUGGGUGUUCUGUGAUUGGCACCGUCUCCUUGAAGGCUCUGCCUCGCUCAUCUCUCUCUGCGUGACUUUGGGUGAGGGUUAGCGUGUGGGCAGGAGGGAAGGUGAGAUUGGUGGAUGGAAAUUGGACGCUCUUGUGUGUUCAGGCACAGACGGACAGCAGGCCCUGGCAAAAUGCUGCAUCUUCCCAAACUUAGAAGUGCCAUCUCUUAAUGGAAAGGCAUCAGGGGUUCUUCAGCUGAGCACAUCUUCCCCUUCCGUGUUUGCCCAUUUGCGUGUCUGUUGUGAAACAGAGUGAAGGCUGCUAUGACUUGGGUUCACUCUAGUUACAGGGAAGAAUAAACCCUUCUGUCUCCCAGUCUUCUCCCUCCCUUCUCUCUCUCUGCCUACAGCCAGCCCUUCUCUUGCUAACCCGACUUGGAGCCUGGAGAGUCUGUAUAUCUGUGUCACUGAGGAUACAUCUCUUCUUUGGUACAGUGGUCUUUAAAUCCCGACAAAAACCAAAUCAAGUUUUUAAAAACAGACCAAAGAAACAAAAACAAAAACUCAACCCUGCUUUCAGAAGAAUUUAUAUCAUCAGGAAAAUUUGGAAAGAAUAGGCUUUAUUCAAAAGAAAGGAGAAAACACAUACUGUUUCUACUCACUGCCCAUUUCACGACUUCCUUUUGAGACUAAUUAGGAAAUGAGGGGGUUCUUGAAACUUUCUUGUUAAAGUUGCUGCCUGCCUUUUUUCACUUUCGGUCACUUACUGAAACCUGAGUGAAACCUUAUUUUAGUACCAACAGUGGUAGAUGAAUUUCAGCAAAUCCCCGUGGUUGAUGUUACAGUCUUCCUCCUGUAGAAUGUUGCCUUCCAUCCAAAUUAAUUGGAAACUCUGAGCUUCCAUAAGUCAGCUAAAUCAAAACGGUAAACUUUAUGGUAAAAGAAGUAAGGCACUUGACCGCAAAACCUCUUAUAAAAAUGGCCUUGGGUAGAUAUUUUCUGGGCCCCACAAAGAUGGUUAUGGGAAUCCUGCACUGUUUUUCACCAUCUCAAAAAGCCUAAGAAAUCAUAUAUUUAACCAUGCAGACGACAAUGUUGAAAACAUAGGGCCUAUGGGUGGGUGGAAAUGGAUGAAAGCGGUCAAAAGUUGGUGGAUAAUGGGGCGCCUGGGUGGCUCAGUCGGUUAAGCAUCUGACUCGUGAUUUUGGCUCAGGUCGUGAUCUC
This is a messenger RNA of Leptonychotes weddellii (Weddell seal), 4742 nucleotides long. The record is from RefSeq and is a predicted model, not a curated record. NCBI's taxonomy places the organism in Eukaryota, Metazoa, Chordata, Mammalia, Carnivora, Phocidae.